This is a messenger RNA of Neltuma alba, 912 nucleotides long. Its product is annotated as probable F-box protein At5g04010. Lineage: Eukaryota; Viridiplantae; Streptophyta; Magnoliopsida; Fabales; Fabaceae. Gene Ontology annotation, molecular function: protein binding. The transcript has a single exon. Gene Ontology annotation, cellular component: SCF ubiquitin ligase complex; cytoplasm. The record is from RefSeq and is a predicted model, not a curated record. Gene Ontology annotation, biological process: gibberellic acid mediated signaling pathway; SCF-dependent proteasomal ubiquitin-dependent protein catabolic process. The coding region runs from base 1 to 912 and encodes 303 amino acids.
AUGCAACACACCAACACCCUCCACGUGCCCCCACGCGGCUCACCGAGUCACUCAGCAUAUAUAGCCUCCACCCGCACCCCCCGUUCCCCCCUCCAUCACCGCCAUCAUCACAGCAGUCAGAAAACACCGGAAAACGACCCCGCUGAUACACUUCUCAUGACGACAACUCCAUCCUCACCACCAUGGGAAGUCCUUCUCCUCGUUGCUCACCACCUUGACGCCAAAACCCUUGCCAUUGCCUCAUGCGUUUCCAAAUUAUGGUCGAUUUCAAUGUCCUCGGACCAUCUUUGGAAACCCAUCUUCACCUCCCAUUUCCCCUCUCUGUCCACCCUUCAACACGCUCAACCUACUGUUUCCUUCCACCGCCUAUUCGCCAUAGGCCGCACCGCCACCAAGCGCCGCCUUCAGAACCCGGCGAAGCCCAAGAUUUGCCUCAACGACCUUGUCUUUGUAAUUUCCGUCUCCACCAGCGACUCCCUUGUUUUUAAUCUAACGAUCCCCUGCGACAAGAUGGUCGCCGAUCCACACGGCCUGUUCCGGUUUGAUCUCGAGAUCGGAGAGAGCGAGUGGGUGAGGGAGGCUCUGGAAGAAGUGAAGAUCACGUGGAAUGUGAUAUUGAGAGGGUGGAAAGAUGUUUUCUGCAUGAUGGACAGUGUGGGGAAGUUGGGAUUUCAGGCGGGUAGCGAGGGGUGGUUCUCGGUGGAGCUUCCCACACCAGGAUGCUGUUCGAACGUGGUGGCGAGCUCUGUGGUGGCGGAUUUAAAGUUAGGGCUUCGCGGUGGGAAGGAGAGAGAUGGGAGGGUGAGAAUAAAGAAGGUGAGUGUGGGGAUUUUGAAUAUAAUGAAUUGGAGGUAUGUGAGCCUUGAAGAUGGUCUCCGGUACCUGCAGCAUUUUCUUCAUUGUGACUCGUAA